AUGGGGCCCCCGGGCAAUAGGGGAUCAUGGGGCCCCUGUGUCCUUGCCCAAACUCAAAAAAGCCUAUGAAAAAGGAGUGCAGGUGUGGGUGAGCGACCCGGAAUGCACGCUAUUUAUGUUGCCUGCAUGCAGCACCUGAAAUCUCAAGCCACAUAAACAUGCAACCCCAGGGGAGGACUGACAACUCAUGGGGCCCCCGGGCAAUAGGGGAUCAUGGGGCCCCUGUGUUCUUGCCCAAACUCAAAAAAACCUAUGAAAAAGGUACCAGGGGCAUCUCAUGGGGCCCCCUACUGACACCGGGCCCUCGGGCAAUGCCCGAGUUUCCAAAUGGUCAAUCCGCCCCU
Staurois parvus is the source of this 344-nucleotide messenger RNA. Lineage: Eukaryota; Metazoa; Chordata; Amphibia; Anura; Ranidae. The record is from the annotation of a GenBank genome assembly.